UUUUCUUUUUAUUCUCCCUGACGCAAAAACAUUUCUCCCUCUCUUUUUUUUCUCUUCUCUCUCUCUCUCUCCUGGUAAUUGAAUCGUGCUUUCAAUUCAAUGGUAAAAGAGGGAGAGGAAAGAGAGAUGAGUGUGUUCUUUGAUGGAAUAAUCGAAGCCAUGCCUCUGUUUGCUAAGGAAUUGGUUGCUGGGGGUGUGGCUGGAGGCCUUGCCAAGACUGCUGUUGCUCCGCUUGAGCGUGUCAAGAUUUUGUUUCAGACCAGAAGAGCAGAAUUCCAGAGCAUAGGGCUCUUUGGAUCCAUUAAAAAGAUAGCCAAGACAGAAGGUGCCAUGGGUUUCUACAGAGGCAAUGGUGCCAGUGUUGCUCGAAUAGUUCCCUAUGCCGCACUUCAUUAUAUGGCUUAUGAGCAAUAUCGUAGAUGGAUUAUCAAUAGUUUUCCUGAUAUCGGAAGAGGUCCUGUGCUUGAUCUAGUGGCAGGAUCAUUUGCUGGAGGAACUGCUGUGAUUUUUACUUACCCUCUUGAUUUAGUCCGGACAAAAUUAGCUUAUCAGGUUGUUAGUUCAUCAAAGAUGAACGUUCAAGGGAUAGUUAGCACUGAACAGAUUUACAAGGGAAUUCUUGAUUGUUUUUCAAAGACCUAUAAGGAAUCUGGGAUAAGAGGUCUCUACCGAGGUGCAGCUCCAUCACUUUAUGGAAUUUUCCCUUAUGCUGGUUUAAAGUUCUAUUUCUAUGAGGAGAUGAAGAGGCAUGUUCCUGAGGAGCACAAGAAAGAUAUUACCGUGAAACUUGUAUGUGGAUCUGUUGCAGGUCUACUGGGGCAGACCUUCACAUACCCUCUUGAUGUUGUUAGGAGGCAAAUGCAGGUUGAAAGGCUGGUGUCUAAUAGUGGAGAGUCAAGAGGAACAAUGGAAACCCUUCUCAGGAUUGCUCGAAAGCAAGGAGGGAAGCAAUUGUUUUCAGGGCUGAGCAUCAAUUACUUGAAGGUUGUACCAUCAGUAGCUAUUGGCUUCACUGUUUAUGAUGUUGUGAAAUCAUACCUUAGAGUUCCAUCAAGAGAUGAAGCUGUGAUAGAAGUGACAGCCAACAAAGCAAGUAGUCAACCAACAUCACUUCACUCUUAAUAAUGAAAUAUUCCAUUUCAAGCAAAGCAUUUUCAGGCAGGAGGGUUGGCUUGUGAAUUCUGAUUUUUGAAUAAACCUGUAUCUUGCAGUUAAUUCUCAUUAGUACAUUCCAUUCUUUUAAGCAGAAUGACAUCAACCGUGUUAGUGAAAUAUGUCCAAAUUCCAAAUAAAUUUGUACAGGUUAUAUCUUUAACAGUUAGCAAAUUUUAGUGAUUAGGCAUCUGGGUCAAAACCCACGUGGUAAAUGUAUAUGUGUAAAUAAUAGUCUUACCAUAGAAACUGAUUACUUGGAGAUAUGUAACUCUUCCAAACUCCAGUUUAUUGAUGUAGCUAUCAGAUCAACUUUAAUUACAUCUUGGCUCUGGUUCUCCCA
Molecule: messenger RNA, 1495 nt
Organism: Carica papaya (papaya)
Lineage: Eukaryota; Viridiplantae; Streptophyta; Magnoliopsida; Brassicales; Caricaceae
Product: Mitochondrial substrate carrier family protein
Biological process (GO): transmembrane transport
Cellular component (GO): mitochondrial inner membrane
Source: RefSeq, a predicted model, not a curated record